GUAUUCCAUUCUUCUCUCAUUGAUCCAGGUCCCAUCAGCAGCAUCUUGGUAAACAAGUAUGGCAGUCGCCCUGUGGUCAUCGCAGGGGGUCUCCUUAGCGGAGUAGGCAUGAUCCUGGCCACAUUCAGUACCAGCAUUUUACAGCUUUACAUCUUCGUCGGAGUCCUUGCAGGGUUUGGCUUCUCUAUGAACCUUCAACCCUCCGUCAUCGUUGUGGGGAAGUACUUUCUGAAAAGACGACCAAUGGCCAACGGCUUGGCAAUGGCUGGAAGUCCUGUUGUGCUAUCGACCCUUGCUCCACUGAAUCAGUUUCUUUUUGACAAGUAUGGAUGGAGGGGCAGUUUCUUCAUCUUGGGAGCCCUUCUUCUGAACUGCUGUGUGGCAGGUGCACUCUACCGUCCCAUUGGACCAAUGGCUACUAAAAACAAAAAGGAGAAAGACCCAGAAAAAGUUAACAACAGAAAUCUGGACUUGACACUCUUUAAGCAUCGAGGUUUCUUGAUCUACCUCAUCGGAAACGUCCUGAUGUUCAUUGCCUUUUAUGCCCCCAUUGUGUUUCUUGCUCCCUAUGGAAAACAUUGUGGUAUUGACGAAUAUUCAGCUGCUUUUCUCUUGUCUAUACUCGCCAUUGUUGAUAUGUUUGCCAGGCCAUUAACUGGAAUUAUAGCCAACUCAAAAUGGAUAAGGCCGAGAAUCCAGUACUUCUUCAGUUUUUCUGUGAUAUUUAAUGGUGUAUGCCAUCUUCUGUGCCCACUGGCUACUUCCUACAUGGGCCUUGUCACAUACUGUGUGUUCUUUGGCUUAGGCUUUGGCAUGGUAUGUGCCCUGCUCUUUGAAACCCUUAUGGAUCUAGUUGGAGCCAAGCGAUUUACAAGUGCUGUUGGAUUGGUCACAAUGGUAGAGUGUGUUCCUCUUCUACUAGGACCACCAAUUGGAGGUGCCAUUGUGGAUGUCCUAGGAGAUUAUAAGUAUAUGUUUUUAGAGUGCGGAGCCAUCAUGGUAUUUGCUGGUGUCUUUCUGUUGGUCGGCAACUUCUACAACUAUCGAUUGCUCAGGAAGGAGGCCAAGGCGGAAAAAAAUGAACAGAAUAAAGAGUUGGAAAUUAAGGAAAGUGUUGGACAGACAAACGCUGACUACAAUCAAGUGGCCACUGAAGAAAAGCCAAAAAACGGCAGUGAAACCCCAACCAUGAAAUUCAAAGCAGAGACACUAAAUGAAGCCAAUGGAUCAGGCCACACGUGUUAG
Molecule: messenger RNA, 1245 nt
Organism: Staurois parvus
Lineage: Eukaryota; Metazoa; Chordata; Amphibia; Anura; Ranidae
Source: the annotation of a GenBank genome assembly